Aedes albopictus (Asian tiger mosquito) is the source of this 4707-nucleotide messenger RNA. RefSeq lists its product as uncharacterized. The record is from RefSeq and is a predicted model, not a curated record. The transcript has 11 exons. Gene Ontology annotation, biological process: proteolysis. Gene Ontology annotation, molecular function: serine-type endopeptidase activity. Lineage: Eukaryota; Metazoa; Arthropoda; Insecta; Diptera; Culicidae.
CCCCAGAACUUUCGUCCCUGCUGCCCUUUUUUGGUACUUUUGUGUAAAAGUGUAAGAGUGUACUUGUAUUGGUGCAAGUAUAAAAAUUUAUACACAAUAUCAUGAAUAAUGCCACCUUCAUCCGGGGUGGCACUGCUAGCUGAGACUCCCAAUUUUCAGCAGUGCUGCAAGUCUUCUUGAUAAUGUGGUCUUCGGUUAAAUGGAUGUGCCAAGCAGUUUUAAAGAGUGUUACGUAUGUUUGUCUGUGGUUGAACGCUAACUAAAUGCUAAUCCAUUUCAGCUUGAAGCUCAAUCAAACCCCAACACAAACGAGUUUGCUAUAGGACAGUCCGAAUCGUCUCCGCUCCGGCAACACUAACCUCUCCGGAGAUUAGUAACGCGAAAUUUGGCCAUUUUCACCCCCUCCCUCCCCCACGCAACAACUUUAGUAUGGGAAAUUUUUAAAUUUUGUAUGGAGCGUAACACAGCUCUAGACCCCCUCCCUCCCCCUUUAGCGUUACGUAACAUUUGAACGAACCCAUGUUGGAAAAUGCAAGGUAAUGGGUAGUACGGUCAUCGCCUAUCUCGAUGCGUGGGAAAUUCAGGAAAGGAAUCGCUCAAGAAGUAAUAAAGUGUCGCUUUAUUCCGGAUCCUAGUACGGAGCUGAAACGAAAUGUCAAAUCAAAUGGGGCUUGCUGUGUUAAAUUUCUUGACCAUUCCGUUCACGGAAAAAUAUUGCACUGAACGAAAAUUACUUGAGCGAUUCCGUUUGAAGUGCAUACCUCACAUAAGUUAUGCAAUAGACAUUCUGAAGACCAGCUUGGGAAACCCCGGAAAGCCACUUGUUAUGCUUGCUUCGAUUUCCUGUGGUGUUUGGAUUUUACGGGUGACUCACCACAGCUGCGGUCAUUCACUUAUUCGAGAUUCGAUAAACAGUGCGUAAAUUUGGCUCAACACGUUCGGAUUCUUCGAUCAGCUUAUAGUUGCUUUCUGAUUGAGAGACUGGUACGAUCGCUAGGAGCUAGGAAGAUGUGCAAAUUAGUGUGUUUUAUAGUGUUGAACUUGCUAGGUUUGCCGGAGUUUACCUUACCUCAGGCAACGUAUCAAUGUGGCAUCAGGCAGCACGGAGUCAUUCAUCUGGUCGGUAGGGGUUCGCAAGUGGAAGAGGGCCAUUGGCCAUGGCACGUGGCCGUGUAUCAGAGGCUGAAAGGUGACGAUCCGUUCGAGUACGGCUGUGGAGGAACUUUGGUCAACGAGAGGCACGUCCUGACGGCAGCUCAUUGUGUAGUUAGGCGGACAGCUCGCAAUCAGUUACCCGCAAUUAUGUACGAGAUCGAGCUCCAUUUAGGGCAGCACGAACUGUCGAAGGUAACCGAUAGUGUUACCAUUCGAGACGUCAGUAAGGCGCACGUUCAUCCGGAAUAUGCACCAAAUAGGAAUGAUAUCGCUGUGCUAGAAAUGCGAUUGCCAGUGGAAUACUCCGACACCGUGAUUCCGAUCUGUCUAGACCAAAAGGUGGACCGUGAUCUACGAGAUUUGGAAAAUGAGUCCGGCUGGAUCACAGGCUGGGGAAAGACAGAGAAUGGAAACCUUUCGAAUGUUCUUCGGACGGCGUCGAUGCCCGUGGUCGGUUAUAUGAAAUGCCUGAAGGACGAUCCGGUAUUCUAUGGGCAUAUUUUGAAUGAAAGUGUAUUCUGCGCUGGAAACAAAAAUGAAACCAGCCCUGGACCGGGAGACAGUGGCGGUGGAAUGUACAUCAGUGAUGGCGAUCGUUGGAUACUUAUAGGAAUCAUUUCGCUCGGAAAGUAUAACGAGUUAAGGCAAGAAGUGAACUUCUUCAAGUAUAUUGUGUUUGUCAACGUUCUACAUCACUUGACUUGGAUGAAGGAAGUUUUUGCCGAGAGUGACCCACCUCGCAAGGACAGAAGGCAGAAGCGGAUCAGCGAGCAAGAAUGUGAAAGAUUUCAAAGUUUGGCAAUAAAACAUAGCAACGGUGAUUGCGUCAAUAACAGAUACCGGCACGAUGUGUUGAUAUAUGGCGCUGUCGAUAACUUGGUAUGCAAUGGUGUUUUGGUAGAGGAAAACCACGUAAUAACAACUUGCAGCUGUUUUCGGAAAUUCAUUUUGGAGUAUCGGAAUGCAGUAGUAGUGAUCGACGCAUAUGGAAGUGUGGAUAUUUUGGAAAUGUUCUGUCAUCCAAAAUACAUCGGCUACGAGAAACCCUACGAUAUAGCUGUUAUAAAGUUGAAAGCAAGUGCUUCUCUCAGUUACACCCUGAUUCCUGCGUGUUUGGCAAGUAAUUGGACUGAAAAUCUAUACGACAUUCUCGUACAGACUUUGUUUGUCAGUAAACCGAUCGGUAAAAAUAUGACGCUUAUCAAAUCGGCAAACAACAGACUCACGUUGGAAAAGGAAUGCACAAUUGGAGAUAAAGCUGAGCAUCCAUACGAACAUAUAUUCAACAGGUCUGUUCGAACCGGGGAACUAUGCGUUAACAGUUCUGAUCAUACGUUGUACAAAACUUACUCUAAAUUAAUUGAAAAAGCAUCAUCUGGCGCCGUACUACAGACGUUCAACAGGCGAUCUUGCAUGUCCACAUUAGUUGGACUCCGGGUUCGUAAUAUCAAAAAGAAUGAAUUGCCUGGUCUAUCAUGGGUUGAUACAUACACACGAAUUUCCUCCUAUUUGGACUGGAUUGAGCAGAGCAUUUGGAAUGUACAAUCGAAAGGUUUCGUUUUGAAAAUUGUUCUACUGUUUUCAGCAGACAUACAGCUGCCCAUGUUAGGAUCAAAACCCAGGAACAAGACAUACGCCGAAUUCCGUUUUCAAAAUAAUGUUACAAUUCUGCACUGGUGUUCGAAAUCCAGUGCAUUCGAAUCGAGAUGCAGUGGCACCGUUAUCAGCGUGAAGCACGUUCUGACAGCGGCACAGUGCGUCGUGAAUCACACCAUCGGUAAACCAUUGGCAGCGGAUGCAUUUCAACUACAUUUCGGUGAGUACCGCACAGUAAACGAGUAUAUACGAUACGUCAGCGAAGUUCAUGUUCAUCCGGAGUACUCGGUUAACGAUAUCGCCAUACUGGUAACCAGCUGGCCGGUCAGAAAAACACAAUAUGCGGCACACACCAGUUUUAUGAACAGCACAGAUUAUAUGUAUUCUGUAACUGCCGAAGUGUCCUUCAAUGGGUGGAGUUUAGGGAAGACAGGCAUCCAAAAGAAUCAAUCCGUAAUCUACUUUACCGAGGGGAAAUUAAGACAAGUAUGUGUUGGAAAGGCGUCUACCUGUUUGAACAUCUUUAUUUUGGACCGCCAGGAAUGUUUGGAAAUCGGGCUGAGGCUCUUGCCAAACCAGUAUUGCGCCGGUUAUCCUAAUGAGGAAGUGCGUAUCACUGCUGACCAUGGCUCUGGAAUGCGGUUGUUUAUCAAUUCUACGUGGGUUUUGGCAGGAGUUGUAUCAUCAGAAAUGAAAGGCCAUGAUAACAAAACCUACACAAUUCUUACGAACGCUCAACCGUAUAUUUCGUGGAUCGAUGGGAUCAUGUCUAGCGGAACAACCGGAAAAACAAAAAGAAUCAGCGAGAGAGAAUGCGAACGUUUUAGCAGCCAUACAAAAAAACAAAGAGGAGCUUGUUGGAAUUUAUUUGGACAUAUUGUCAGACUUUACGGUGCUUUUCGGAGAUUUGUUUGCCUUGGUGUACUUGUGAAGGAGAAUCGAAUAUUGACUUCUUGUCAAUGCAUACGGGGACCGAACCGACCGUCAAGAGCAAAACUUCAGAAUGCCACAUUGGUGGAUAUUUCAAAAAUGGUUUGCCAUCCGGACUACAACUCCACCAGUUUUCAGCACGAUGUGGCAGUUCUUGCCCUAGCGACACCGGUCGUUCCGGAGUCCGUGGAGAUUGCCUGCUUGGCGAACGUCGGUACAGAACAUCUCCAGAACGCCGUGGUACAAACCGCGUCCUUUCAAAAAUCCAUGUGUGAGUAUUUUAGGUCAAUAAUUUUACGGUAACUUGUAUUUAUUCCAAUUUCAGGGACAUCAACCGACUAUAGAGCCUCAUAUGAGUACUUCGGUACAGAGGAAGAAUGCUAUGAAGCAUUGCAACCACGUUAUAAUGACACUUUCUUGAAGCCUGGUCGAACUUGUGUGAUCAACGACCAAUUUAAAAAGGCCAAAUUUAGCGGAAGUUUUUUCCAUUCCAUCGACAACCGAGACUGUACUUUCACAGUGAUCGCAGUUGGAAGCUUUGCCGUACACAAUCCCGACAUCGUUCCUGGAUGGGCCGAUACGAAGAUCAACAUUGGGAUUGUGCAUCGCGUUGCCUACUAUCUGGACUGGAUCGAGCAGGCCGUCUGGGAGGAAGAGUUCGCGAUAAAGCACAAGUGGAAGUUAGUAAAUAAGGCGAGAAACAUUCAAGGGAAUGCCUUGAGCUUCACUGUGUUAUUUUUGGGCGUUCGACUUUUGGCGUAUUCCUAUUAAGCUACACGAGUUUUUUUGGGUCUCCAGUUAGCGUAGUGGUUAAGGCUAUGGAUCGCCAUUCCGGAGACGGCGGGUUCGAUUCCCGUUCCAGUCGGGAAAAUUUUCUCGAUUCCCUGGGCAUAGCGUAUCAUUGUACUUGCCUCACAAUAUACAAAUUCAUGCAAUGACAGGCAAAGAAAGCCCUUCAACUAAUAACUGUGGAAGUGCUUAAAGAACACUAAGUUGAAGCAAGGCAGGCCAAGUCCCAGUGGGGAC